ACACACACACACAGUAUUUGUUUGGACUGAUAUGCAGAAGGAGAGAGGGAGACAGUGAAAGGGGGAGGGAAAGCAAUACCCAACCAAAAGAGUAGAAACAGACAGAAUACUGAGCGAGCCUCCGAGUGUGUUCAAAGACAGAGAAGGAGUCAGAUAGGUAUGUGAGUCCUCAGGUAGGUGGACAGCAAAAAAGAAAAAAUUCAAAGUGAGCGAUAGGUUGACACAGAGAAGCCAAAGUGUAUAGGAUCAUGUCUCUGAAUGGGAGGGUGGCUCUGGUGACCGGGGGAGCUCAGGGCAUCGGGAGAGCCGUAGUCCAGUCCCUCCUACAGAGCUCAGCUAAGGUGGCUGUUGUUGACCUGAACAAGACCUGUGGUGACGAGUGCAAGAAACAACUGGACACGGAAUUUGGAGCUGACAGCAGCACUUUUAUUCAGUGUGAUGUUUCCAAUGGUGACUUACUGAGAGAUGCCUUCCAGAGCACCGUCGACCAGUUUGGUCGUCUAGACAUUGUCAUCAACAAUGCUGGAAUCAACAAUGAAAAGAACUGGGAGAAGACCAUUCAAGUGAACUUGACUUCUGUCAUAAAUGGGACUUACCUGGCUCUAGAACAUAUGAGUAAGGAGCAUGGCAAGGAAGGAGGCACAAUCAUCAAUGUUUCUUCUAUGGCAGCCUUCCUGCACUCUCCUCACCAGCCUGUCUACACAGCCACAAAACAUGGAGUCAUUGGUUUUACCAGGGUUAUGGCCGAUGCAUCUUCGCAGAGCGACUACGGCGUGCGUAUCAAUGUGCUGUGUCCUGCCUUUGUCGACACUCCUCUGCUCCACUCAGUAGAACAGGAGGAAAACAUGGGGAAAUUUGUCAAAUUCAAGGAUGAUUUCAAGCGCAGCAUGAACAAGUUUGGAGUUUUACAGCCAUCAAUGAUCGCAGAAGGUAUGAUGAGAUUGAUUAACGACACCAGCCUAAACGGUGCAGUGAUGAAGAUUACAUGCUCCAAAGGAAUCCACUUCCACACUUAUGAACCCAUGUCUGCGUGACCAUUGCAUAAUGGUUUACCCCGUGCUGGAGAGCUGAAGAGAGCAGUGGUACAAAGCUGUAACCUGAAAGACUGGAACAUCACAGUCUGAUAUGUCAGGACAUGUGGUGGGAAUCCUAUCAGUAUAUAACCCACAAAUGUUUGGAUUCUAGUGCACAACGUGGCUUGAACAUUACUUAAAUAUGUCAAUACAAAUAAAGGAACUAAUUUCUAUGACAAAAUUAUAGAAUGAAUGCAGUACUAGCUUUAUUACCAAUGCAACCCUCAGAAAACUAAAAGUGCAAUACAAUGGACCUCCGGCCGCUAUUCCACCACCCAAAAAAACCACAGUGGUCAUAGAAUCUGACAAAAGUAAUACAUUCAAAUGGAAUGCAAAACAGACAAUGAGAAUCAGAUAUUACUUUUGAAUUGUUUUAUCAGAAUUAUUUUGAAAACCAAAUGCAUGAAAUUGGCCUUGGCAAAAAUGAUGACAAAUAUGACUUGAUAAAGUAAUGACUACAAUGAACUUUCAAUGAGACAUACACCUCUGACCGGGUAUUGUGGCCCACUCAUUAUGAGCAAAUUGCGCCAGUUGUGCUAGGUUUGAAGGGUCUUAUAGCAUUUAUCUUUUAGGGUGCUUGUAUAAAUAGUGUUCCCUCGAUUAUUGCGCGGGUUUCGUUCCUGAAAAUGCCCGCAAUACGUGAAAUCCGCGAAGUUGAGGUUGGCUUGGUUGGCUUUUUAUUUAAAAAUUUUCCCUCUAAAACUUGAUACACUUACCGUUUUUUUUUCGUGUAUAAUGCGCCCCCAUGUAUAAUACGCACCCUAAAAAUGGCAUGUUGAUGCUGGAAAAAAGCCUGUACCCAUGUAUAAUACGCACCUAGAUUUUGACUCCUACUUAAGUCCGUGAACGUAAAAUUAUUUCAGAAAAAAGAUCAUCUUUGGAAACAACCGGAUGUUCUGCCGGUCAGUAUCACUGCGCAUGCGCUAGCAUACUCAAUAGCGAAGAAAUGUUUCGGAUUUGUGUAGGGUACAUUGUGACAGCAAACGAGGAGGUGAUCUAGCAAGCGUCUGAUAUGAGAGCAUUGUGUUCGUAUGGUGUGUUUGAAGUGAACAGCAGAGAAGAAAGCACAUCUGUAAUGGCGGCCUCCGUAUGAUAUCCGGAUUUAAAAAAAAUAAAAUAAAAAUUUGAGAAAAAAUAUUUAUUUUUUUUGUACCCAUGUAUAAUGCACACCCCAGAUUUUAGGACAAUAAAUUAGCUAAAUUUUGCGCAUUAUACAUGGAAAAAAACGGUAAUAAUUUUACCAUUUAAAAUGCAAAAUGAAGAAUAAAUAGCGAGCCACAGGCUCUGUGAGGAGUGUCUUCUGCCCGCCGGCAACAGACUAAUACAACGGAACGUUGGCUAAAACUUCAGUUAAAAUCUUUUUAUUUGAUCCUAAAAUGGCUUACCAGAACAACUCCUGCCAUGCAUUUUAGCCAAGGGUACAAUCCUGGUGGAUUAAUGCGACGUUCAACCUUUAAAAUCAAGUUUGAUGGCCAUGCCUGUUCCUCCUCAGCUGCUUCUUAUUGGUCGUCGUUAUCUUCUUGGUUAUCGUCUUCUUUGUCCUUGUUGUUUUCUUCUCUCUUCUUUUAAAACCAGGAAGAAGCACUACUGCUGUGUAUAUAUAUAUAUAUAUACAUAUAUAUAUAUCCAUUAUAGUCAAUCAUGAAGCUUCUGUAAUUAAGUAGUGUCACUACUGUAACUAACUAUUAUUACCUAAGUAAUACUUGCACAAAAACCAUGUGGGAUUGUUUGCAUUUGUGUUUUGACUUAGAAGGAUGUUUGCUGCCAAUUACCACACAUUGAGCAGUGAUAACUGACAUUUGAAUAUACUGUUUGUUGAUGUUGUUUUACCUUAUCCUCAUAUGCAUGUAUGCAAAGGGGGCAGCUGCCAGAGUUGUGCUUGGAGACUAAAAGAGAAAAUCAAAAGUAAUUAAAGCUUUGGAGCAGGUGGAAGCAUAUAAAAUAAAAUCAAGACCAUGACACCUUGA
Messenger RNA from Syngnathus typhle (broad-nosed pipefish), 3040 nucleotides. Its product is annotated as 15-hydroxyprostaglandin dehydrogenase [NAD(+)]-like. The coding region runs from base 249 to 1034 and encodes 261 amino acids. Gene Ontology annotation, molecular function: oxidoreductase activity, acting on the CH-OH group of donors, NAD or NADP as acceptor. The transcript is spliced from 7 exons. Gene Ontology annotation, cellular component: cytoplasm. The record is from RefSeq and is a predicted model, not a curated record. Lineage: Eukaryota; Metazoa; Chordata; Actinopteri; Syngnathiformes; Syngnathidae.